Messenger RNA from Rhopilema esculentum, 1549 nucleotides. RefSeq names its product protein rogdi homolog. The record is from RefSeq and is a predicted model, not a curated record. Lineage: Eukaryota; Metazoa; Cnidaria; Scyphozoa; Rhizostomeae; Rhizostomatidae. Gene Ontology annotation, cellular component: RAVE complex.
UGGGAAACAUUCAGUAAAAUGGCUGACUCAAAGGAAGAAGAUGAAGAUCGUUUGUUGAAUUUGGAGUUUGAAUGGCUGCUUAAAGAAGAAGUUCCAUUGGUCCUCAGUCAAUUAAAAGAUAUCCUAGAGGGAUGUCUUCAAAAGUUCAACGUAAAAAAAAGGAUUUCACCGGGGAAUGUGUAUAAGGCAGACAAUUUUCUAUUAUCACUCCCAAACUCUGACAUCGUCAAGGGUCUUAUUAGCAUUGCUGGGGACAGUGUUGUCAAGGCAGAUUUAAAAUUCAAAAUUCCGAAGCUUUCAAAUGGUACUUUUGGAACUUUCAUUUUUGACCAAUUUCCCUGGAAACUCCAGCAGCUACAAGAUGCGCACAACCAUCUGAUACUUGCCCUUGAAGAAGUGAAUGAAAGGGAGGUUGGUGGUAUUUUCACAUCUGGUCAAGAAAUAAACCAGCUAAUGGAGAGCAUUAUGUGCAGUUUGAGUCGUGGGAAAUCUCUGCUCUUAGUGCCACCGAAACAACCAUUGCCUCAUUUGAUAUCCAGUGGUAUGCAGCGUGUUUUAAACCCACCAUUGCCCGACGAGGUACUGGUCAAUUUUCACGUCAAUUGUGACAAACUUGUGUUUUGUGCCUAUGUACUAAACUGUUUAACAGGACCUCCGUCAAACUUAAAAAACUUACCUCAAGAUCCAAAUAAUAUUGGCCAUGUUUUUGAAUCUGGCUCACGAUGGUUUGAAGUUGUAAACAGGAUUGAGAUUGUAUGUACAGUUCCAUGGUUGAAAGAGAUCAUUAUUUUGUUCAACACAGCCCAGCAACUCUGUCAGCAAUUAAAAGAUAAGCUUACUUUGUUUAGUAAUAUUCUUAGUACCACUGAUCUCGACGAACUCGCUUUGCGCCGCGAUAACGCGCAGUCUGAUCGUAUGUCCUGAUCGAAUGUAGGCAUUCUGAUUGUUCCAUAAGCACGGUAUUGUGUUUAUCUGUUGAGAAGUAUACGAGAAAGACCUAUUCAUAAAGCUUCCCUUUAACCGUUUGCACACAUGAGUAUGUUCUGCGUCACUUUUCAGUACUUGUCUCAAUGGCCUAUGUGAGAGGAUAUAAGCAUCAGUUUUUUAUGUGGCCUUUCUUUUAAUUUGACAAAAGUUACAUAUCAUAAAAUUACACAACAUCCUAAUUCACAGCCUGCAUCAUUCUGCAGAUUUUCUGGACAGACUUUAAUGAACGGUAGACUGAAGAGACUUGUAGUAAACGGUUUAUGACUACAGGGAUGUUAUGCACUUCCCUGCUCCCUGUGGUAUCGUUUUGUACAUGGUGUCUAUUGUAAGUUGUUAUGAGCAUGAAUAAAAAGUUGCUUCCUUAACAACAAGUAAAUGAGAAUUUAUGAUAGCUGACAGUAAAAAUAGUUAUUAUUUAGAAUUACAUAGUGGUAAUUGAAUGAAAGUUGUUUUUAGUUCUAGUUGUUUUAAAACAACCAUUGAUAUAAAAUCAAAAUAGUGUUUAAAGUGAUGAAUUAAAAUUGUCAAGAAAUUGUAAAUUUUUAUGUGUAAAGUCAUUAUU